Molecule: messenger RNA, 5790 nt
Organism: Melanaphis sacchari
Lineage: Eukaryota; Metazoa; Arthropoda; Insecta; Hemiptera; Aphididae
Exons: 1
Coding region: 531-5747 (1738 amino acids)
Biological process (GO): DNA integration
Molecular function (GO): nucleic acid binding
Source: RefSeq, a predicted model, not a curated record
UUGGUCCUUCGGCCGGAUUGCAAUUCGCAUAACUGAAUACAACGUAAUUAGAAUUAUUAUUAUUUUGUUUAAUUAAAUAAAUAAAAAAAAAAAAAAAAAAAAAAGUUAUAGCAUUCCGUAAAAUUAAGUGCGCGUGGUAAAUCGUUAUAUACUCAUAUGUGUUCAGCAAAUAUUAAACAUGCAUAAUUAAGGUGAAUUACACAAGCAAGAAGGACAGUGAUGGGGCGAUGUGGUAAGUUGUAUCAGUGCAAAUUAUUACUUAUUUCCUAAAAAUAAAUCCUAUCUAUGAGUUUGAAAGUCUCCUUCAGGUACCUAAAUUUAAUUGGGAAAUUGUUGAGAAGGUCAUAACUAUAGUACAACUCGGUAUAGAUAAUAAAUAAUUGGCUGUUGGCGUACGUUAUCACACUAAUACACAUUACUUACAAACACACAGCUGUCUAUCGUGAUCGGCGAUCCCGUCCACUUUAGACACCAAGCUGUCACGCAUACACAUACACAGGACAUACACACUCAAAAACGCGUACUUCAAUAUGUCAGAUUUAGUUUCGUUAAAAACCCGCAGAGGGCAAUUAAAAGGGCAGUUAACAAGGUUCAGUACAUAUGUAAAUAAAGAUUCAGUGGACCCAAUCGAAAUUAAAUGUCGAAGUAAGAGGAUGGAAGAAUUAUGGUCAGAAUUUGAUCAAGUGCAAUCUAAAAUAGAGUCAUUUGAAAACGAAACUGAUGAUUACCGUAUAGAGUUUGAAGAAAUAUAUUUUAGCGCUAUAGCGUUAGGUGAGAGCCAAAUGCAACGUGUUAGCGCAAAAAAGGAUGAUGCGGGUGGUGUAAGAUCAAUUGCAACAGCGCAAACAAUUAAUUGUAGCACGAAUUCGUGUUGCAACAGCACAACCGCAGCAUUGAAAUUGGCACCGAUAGAUGUACCAAAAUUUUCGGGUGCAUAUGAGGAAUGGUCGGCUUUCCACGAUAUUUAUAUGGCAAUGAUACAUAAUAAUCCAGGGAUAGAUGAUAUACAGCGAUUUUUUCAUUUGCGUUCGUGCCUAAAAGAUGAGGCGGCACAAGUUAUAAUGUAUAUAGAAACGACAGCCGCAAAUUAUAACGUAGCGUGGAAUAGCGUGGUGUCUCGAUAUAAUAAUAAAAAGGUGUUAGUGCAGUCACACACGAAAGAGUUGUUCGAUAUUCCGGCGAUAAACGAGGAAGCUGUACAAUUAAGAAAAUUAGUAGAUCAAUUAAAUGGUCAUAUAAACGCGUUGGAAGCACUAGGAGAGAAACCUAGAGAGUGGGGCUCAAUAUUACUGCACCUUAUCGCAACUAAAUUAGAUUCCAGUACACUCAAAGCGUGGGAAACGGUAUCUCCUAAAAAUGAAAUACCCAAAGUACAAGUGUUACUUGAAUUUUUAGAAAAGAGAUUUAAAGUAAUUGAAGCAGUGGAGACCUCGUCAAGUAUAAAUGUCCAUAAUGACGAAAAAAUAAAAUAUAAUAUGAUUAACAGAAAAAAAACCAAAAAUAACCACAAAUCAAUCGCGUUUCCAACAUAUGGUGGUGUGAAAUGUUAUAAUUGCCAAUUAGCGCACUCGAUAUAUAAAUGCCCAUCUUUUCUUGCUUUACCGGUUCCCGAUCGAAUAAAAAGGGUGGGUGAACUUCAAUUAUGCAAGAUAUGUAUUCGGUCUCAUAUCGGAAAGAAAUGUGAUGGAAAAAAAUGUUUUCAAUGUCAUAAGGCGCAUAACACAUUAUUACAUUUAAAAAUAAAUAAUAAGACGGAGAGUAAUUCUUCAGAGCAAUUUAAAGAUAAUACCGAAGAAAUACCCACGACAAGCAAUUUGAGUAUAUCGGCACACGCAUCAGCGAUAAGCUAUAGACAAGUGCUCCUAUCAACCGCAGUAAUUAACGUAUUUAAUAAUGAUGGCAAACCGGUAAGGUGCAGAGUUUUAUUGGACUCCGGUUCACAAAAUAAUUUUAUCACAGAGCAUAUGGCGCAAAUGUUAAGAUUGCGACGUAAAAAAGUUACUUAUGAUGUAGCUGGAAUCGGGCACGCAUUACAUACCAUAGGAUCCGAGAUUACGGUAACGGUGGGUUCCUGUAUAACGGAUUUCAAAGCAAAUAUAUCAUAUUUAAUAAUACCUUGUAUAACAAAAAAUAUUCCGAUAAGCACGGUAAAUACGGAGACCAUAAAUAUACCAAAUAAUAUUGUACUAGCCGAUAAAUCAUACAAUAGACCACAACGCAUAGAUAUGUUGAUGGGUAUUGAAUUAUUUUUCGAUUUAUUAGAUCAAGGUCAAAUUAAAUUAAAUGAAAAUGGCCCUAUAUUGAAAGAAACAAAGUUUGGUUGGAUUGUGGCAGGUCCAAUUUCUAAUAAUAAAUCGAAUUUAAAAGAGACACAAAAUAUUUGUUUAAGUACGUAUCAAGUAGAUGAUAAUUUAGAUGAAAGGAUUGCGAAGUUUUGGAGAUUGGAAAAUAUAGAUAAAAAUACUCAUUAUACAUUGGAAGAAAAGGCUUGUUACGAUCAUUUUACUAAAACAGUACGCCGCGACGAUACGGGCAAAUUUGUCGUACGGUUGCCGUUCCGGGAAGACAUUAGCAAAUUGGGUAAUUCUUAUAAAAACGCGUACAGACGAUUUCUGUCUACAGAAAAACGAUUAGAACUAAAUAAAAAGUUAGGUAAGGAUUAUCAGCAAUUCAUGUAUGAUUACCUAUAUCUUGGUCACAUGGAACCGCUGCGCGGCGCGGGGGAAGGGUCGGUCAAUGAACCAGGCUAUUUUCUACCGCAUCACGCUGUAGUAAACGAUAACAGUAGCACCACUCGUCUGCGCGUAGUAUUCGACGGUUCUAGUAAAACCGAUACAGGGAUAAGCUUAAACAAUGUCCUAUUAAAAGGACCAACAAUACAAGACGAUUUAUUAAAUAUUUUGGCUAGGUUUCGUACACACAAAUACGCUAUAUCCGCAGACAUAUCGAAGAUGUACCGUCAAAUUUGGAUUGCACCGGAGCAUCGGAAAUAUCAAAAAAUAUUUUGGCGUGAAAAUAAGGAACAGCCUAUGCAAAUAUUUCAAUUAAAUACGGUCACUUAUGGUAUUGUCUCGGCAUCGUUCUUAGCUACCGCGUGCUUGUAUAAACUAGCGGAGGACGAGCAUAGUAAUUUUCCAAAAGCGUGUAAUACAAUAAAAAAUGACUUUUACAUGGAUGAUUAUUUAGGGGGUGCAAAUACGAAAGAGAUGGCCAUACAAUUACGUAAUGAUUUGCGAACAGUGUUACAAUCCGGUGGCUUUAACUUACGAAAAUGGUCUGCCAAUGAUCCGGAGUUAUUAAAAAAUUUAAAUACGGAAAAUAGUGAUUCUAUGUUGGUACUCGAAUUAGAAAACGAAAUGGCGAAAGUUCUCGGGGUACUGUGGCAUCCUAGGAAAGAUAUAUUUCAAUAUAAAGUACAGGAUACAAGUUCGGAAAUUCAAUCGACAACAAAGAGAAGCAUAUUAGCGCAAAUAGCUUCAUUGUUCGACCCACUCGGUUUAGUGGGACCUAUAAUUAUAAAGGCAAAAAUUUUAAUGCAAGAAAUGUGGAGGUUAAAAAUUGAUUGGGAUAAACCGGUACCGACGAAAAUGCAAGAUGAGUGGACGAAAUAUUUACACGAAUUGGCAAGUUUACGGGAAUUGUGUAUACCGCGUUUUUUGUGUACGGAAGAUAAUUGUUAUAUAGAGGUUCAUGGUUUCGCUGACGCCAGUUUAGCCGCCUAUGGCGCGUGCAUAUACGUCCGCACUACAAAUAAUAGUGGUGUUUGUACAUCGCAUUUAUUGUGUGCAAAAUCUAAAGUUGCGCCUUUAAAAGUUAUAUCACUUCCCCGAUUGGAACUAUGUGCGGCCGUAAUUUUGGUAAGGCUGUACAAUAAAGUAAUACCAAAAUUAGGUAUACAAAUACAACGGCGAUAUUUUUGGUCUGAUUCGUCAAUCGUCUUAGCCUGGGUAACUUCACCUUCUACGCGUUGGCAAACAUUUGUUGCGCAUAGGGUGGGGGAAAUUCACGAUCUUAGCUCAGUAAACGAAUGGCACCAUAUUGGAACUAAGGACAAUCCCGCGGAUAUUAUUUCACGAGGAUGUGGUGCGAAAGAAAUUAUAAAUAGUUCUAUAUGGUGGCACGGACCAAGCUGGUUAACCAGCGAUCAUAAAACUUGGAAAAAAACUGUUUGCGAAUUAAAAUAUACCGAAAUACCAGAAGAGAAGGGUACACCGAAAACUGUUGCAUUUUUAGCACAACCGGUUAUAAACGAACAAAUAUUAAACAAUUAUUCCUCUUGGAAUAGAUUAUUGCGCAUUUUUUGUUAUUGUUUACGUUUUAUAAAAAUAAGAAUAAAAAAAAUUAAAGUAGUUGGUCCAAUAUUAUCAGAUGAAUUAAAAGAAGCUGAAAUAAUUAUAAUUAAAAUAGCUCAAGCUUCCUAUUGGUCCAGUGAAAUAAAUGAUUUAAAUAAAAAUUGCACUUUAACGAUAAAAAGUAAAUUACAUAAUUUACAACCCUUUUUGGAAAACGGAAUUAUACGAGUCGGUGGCCGCAUAAAAAAUGCCAAUCAUGUGAGUAUAGCACAGCGUCAUCCUAUUCUGAUUCCAAAAAAUAGUAUUAUUGCGAAAUUAAUAUUGCGUAACGAACACGAUCGACUUUUGCAUGCAGGCCCGCAAGCAAUGUUAGCAAACAGUCGAUUAAAGUACUGGAUAAUUGGAGGCAGAAAUAUUGCUAGACAUAUAUUUCACCAGUGUGUAAAGUGUUUUCGACUUCGACCAACAGUAGUUGAACCAAUAAUGGCGGAUUUACCAUCGGAACGACUGGAGCCAAAUCGACCGUUUAAAAAAUGCGGGGUUGACUAUGCCGGUCCUAUUACCAUAAAAACAAGUUUACGAAGAAAUGCUACAACAAUAAAAGGGUAUAUCUGUGUGUUUGUAUGUUUUAGCACUCGGGCAGUCCAUAUUGAAUUAGUUGCUGAUCUAACUGCUGAAGCAUUUCUAAAUGCUUUAAAACGCUUUAUUGGACGCCGCGGUGUAUGCUCCGAUAUAUUUAGUGAUAAUGCUACUAAUUUUGUGGGAGCUAAUAAUAAAUUGUUAGAGCUAAAAAAAAUAUUUCAUACUGAAGAGCAUUUAACUAAAAUAUACGAUGCUUUAUCGUCUGAGGGCAUAAGGUGGCAUUUCAUACCCCCUCGAUCCCCUCAUUUUGGCGGAUUGUGGGAGGCUUCCAUUAAAUCUAUAAAAAAUCAUUUAUACCGAGUUUUAGGUACGGCUAAUCUGACAUAUGAUGAACUGAACACCAUCUUAAUUAAAAUAGAGGCAGUCCUUAAUUCCAGACCUUUAACCCCAUGUUCCUCCGAUCCUACUGAUACGACACCAUUAACACCGGCUCAUUUUUUAAUUGGUGAACCUACCUGUUCAUUACCGGAGCCAGAUUUAACUGGUAUACCAGAAAAUCGAUUAAAACGUUGGCAGCGGGUAACGCAAUUGACUCAAAUAUUAUGGAAGCGCUGGAGUAAAGAAUAUUUGUCGCAACUUCAAACGAGGCAAAAGUGGUUAGCAAAUAGGGGCCCUAAGCUCAAGAUCGGUACUAUAGUAUUAGUGAAAGAAGACGACGUGCCCCCGAUGUCUUGGUCAAUGGGUCGAGUUGUUCGUGUCCAAGCUGGUGACGACGGUGUCAUCCGAGUGGCGACUAUAUUAUCAAAAGGAAAAGAAAUAUCCAGAGCUGUCCGUAAACUUUGUCCUCUUCCUUUUGAGGAUAAUAGUUCGUAAAAUAUUUUUUUUUUUAUUCUAUGAUAUCUUAUUGAUAUUUAAA